AUGCUGGCCCCUGAAGGUAAAGGAUGGAUUGAUUUCAUCCGGGCUACACACGCAGCAACGCUAUUUGGAAACGGUCUUGGUGGUUUGAUCCAGACCACCUCAACAAACCAAUGCAAAUACUGGUCUCGUCUUCCUAAAGAUAAUUCCUACCUCGCAGUCGCCAUCCCCGAUUUGAGAAGAAUACUGGAAAUUUAUGGCAGGGAUAACGCUAGCAGUAUUGAGAUUGCUAAAGGAGUUAUUUGGCACAGCCCUGGAGAGCUUUUUGUUUCUUGUCGAUGCAAAAGCGCAUUAACAAAGGAUCAUUGUGAUCCGGUAAAGACAUUUUCCCCCAAUAAUCUUGCGGCCAAACUACUGCCUAGAGGUCCUUUGUCUUUGGAUAACCAUGGUGCAUACAUCUUUGGGUACAACCCUCUUUUCGAUUGGAAUUGGGGAGACACGGGUGAUCCUCAGGAGGCAGGAAGUGAAGUAUCUUUACCGUCGCUCGAGCAAGCGGUCAAUAACGACAGCACGAAGACAAAAUCGUCAUCAUCGAUUGAGGAAUCAACAAUGCAAAACCUGUCAGCUGACUCUUCCAUAACAUCUCUAUCGUCCGAGACAAGUAGGGCAGCAACAGAAGAUCGCAUUCAAAAGCAGUAUACCGUUGGGAUAAUCUGCCCCUUGCCCAAAGAGUUUAUGGCUAUUCGCAUAUUGCUCGACGAAGUCCAUGAAGCAGUUUACACUGCAGAAGAAGACACCAACCACUAUAUUCUAGGUCGAAUAGGGUGUCAUAAUGUUGUGGCAACCUGCCUUCCCUCUGGAGAAUACGGGACAAAUUCUGCUGCCAUUACAGCAUCUGGUAUGAAAUCGAGCUUUCCAAAAGUCAGAUUCUGUCUCUUAGUGGGCAUUGGGGGCGGCGUAUCUUCUGAUAAGAACGAUGUACGUCUAGGAGAUGUCGUUGUCAGCCACCCAGAACGUAAUUUGCCAGGCGUGAUACAAUACGACCUGGCUAAGGCGCUUCAGAACAACAUUUUCGAGUUAACUGGCACAUUGCGGCCGCCUCCACGAGUCUUGCUGAGCGCCAUUAGUCACCUCAAGUCAGAUCCGCAAACUGAUAAGUCUCUUGCCAAGUAUCUGAAGGAUAUUGAAGAGUGCAGAAAUGAGUAUCGUCGCCCUAUUCAAGAUCAGGACCGUUGUUCUGGGACUCACCCAGCCGUACAUUACGGGCUCAUCGCAUCUGGUAAUCUCGUCAUCAAAGACACACAGACUCGAGAUCGACUAGCAAGGGAGUAUGGCGCGAUUUGCUUUGAGAUGGAGGCUGCAGGCGUCAUGAAUGUGUUGCCAUGUCUGGUGAUUCGAGGAAUAUCUGACUACGCAAAUCCCCAGAAAAACAACGUUUGGCAGGAGUAUGCCGCAGCUGCCGCGGCUUCGUAUGCUAAAUUGUUUUUAUCUGUGGUGAAACCGCUUGAGGAUGCGGAGGAGCGUGGGCUUACAGCGCCACGGAAAAGGAAGUCUUCGCCAGCGGAGUUGUCAUCGCGCUCAAUGAAAAGAUGA
Messenger RNA from Trichoderma gamsii, 1530 nucleotides. RefSeq lists its product as hypothetical. NCBI's taxonomy places the organism in Eukaryota, Fungi, Ascomycota, Sordariomycetes, Hypocreales, Hypocreaceae. Gene Ontology annotation, biological process: nucleoside metabolic process. Gene Ontology annotation, molecular function: catalytic activity. The record is from RefSeq and is a predicted model, not a curated record. The transcript has a single exon. Bases 1 to 1530 code for a protein of 509 amino acids.